GCGGGACCCAGCGGUCCGGUGGGCGUGGUUUUCGGGCGAGCAACAUGGCGCCUGCCAUGCUGAUGCUGAAGGUUCUGCCGUGGCCCGCAGCCCAGGGACUCCUCCGGAACUUUUGGGAGCAACUGCAGCGGAAACUUUGGCAGAGCCGGCCAGGCUUUCCCAGUCCUCAAUGGGGACCAGCAUUAGCGGUCCAAGGUCCAGCUAUGUUUACAGAAGCAGCAAAUGAUACCAAUGGAAGUAAGGAGAUUUCCAGCUUUUUGGAGAACAUCUUUUGGAUGGCAGCUCCCAAAAACAGACGCAGCAUUGAAGUUAACAGGUGUAGGAGAAGAAACCCUCGUAAGCUUAUUAAAGUUAAGAACAAUAUAGACGUUUGUCCCGAAUGUGGUCACCUGAAACAGAAACACGUCCUCUGUGGCUAUUGCUAUGAGAAGGUGUGUAAAGAGACAGCGGAAAUCAGACGACAGAUAGGGAAGCAAGAGGGAGGCCCUUUCAAGGCUCCUGCCGUGGAGACCGUGGUGCUGUACUUGGGGGAGACACCCUCCAAGCAAGACCAGGGCAAGAGGGUCAUCGAGCGAGAACGGAAGCGGCCAUCCUGGUUCACCCAGAAUUGACAGCAAACAUGUUUCGAGAGGAUAGCUUCACACCAGACGUUUCUCCUGAAAAAGAGAAAGAUUCUUUGUUUUUAUAUUGGUUGUGUGCUUGUUCAUCAUCAGCAUAGCCUAAAACGUUCUUCAUAAGCAGUUAGUUUUUUGCGGGUAAUUUGAAGAAUGCAUCAGGAGUAAAGUCUGAAAAUGUUU
This is a messenger RNA of Physeter macrocephalus (sperm whale), 797 nucleotides long. RefSeq names its product mitochondrial ribosomal protein L32 (gene MRPL32). Gene Ontology annotation, molecular function: structural constituent of ribosome. The record is from RefSeq and is a predicted model, not a curated record. NCBI's taxonomy places the organism in Eukaryota, Metazoa, Chordata, Mammalia, Artiodactyla, Physeteridae. Gene Ontology annotation, cellular component: mitochondrial large ribosomal subunit. The coding region runs from base 45 to 611 and encodes 188 amino acids. The transcript has 3 exons. Gene Ontology annotation, biological process: translation.